AUGGGGAAAAUAGAGACAACCCCGCAAGCAAAUCUUGAUCAUCAGCAACCCCCGUCAUCGGACGACCCAAAUGCAGCCCCAUCUUUACCACCUGUACCUCAUUCCCACACAACCACCUCCUCCCCGGCUCAUGAUGAUCAUCAACAACCACAACACAUGGAGCAAGAACCCCCACAACCCCCCACUGCCGACCCUCACACGAAUGAUCAUCACGUGCCUCACGUGAAACCUCCAUCCGAAGGCGAACACAUAGACAAAACCACUGCUGUGGCCUUCCCACCGCAGCCCAGUGACAGCCACGCGCCACCCUCAAGCAACCAGCCAGUGCAGGUGGCACCAGAAACUGCAAGCGUGAGGAGGCAGCAGCCAAAGUCGGAGAAUGGGAUAGACUCAAUCCCAGCAGUGGCGUUCCCGCCCCAGCCUAGAAUGCAAGCGGUUGAGCCGCCUCGUCCUAACAACCAGCUUGUGCUGUAUGGCGUCCCCAUGCCGGAGGCUAAUAACAUGGAGGGCGCUGGAGGUGGUGGAGCUAGUGCUCUCGUGCCGGUGACACCAGCAAGGCAGGAGUCUGGAAAGGCACAUCUGGUUCUUAUUCAGUCUGUUGGCAACCCCUGGAGCAGUGGCCUCUUUGACUGCUACAAGCACCCUAUCAAUGCAAUAAUAACAACCGUAGCACCAUGCGUGACCUUCGGCCAAAUCGCUGAGAUAGUGGACAAUGGCAGUACGAGUUGUUUGACUGGGGCAAUGCUUUAUUUCUUCUUGUUCUUGGUAAUAUGCCAUUGGAAUGUUGGAGUUCGGUAUAGACGAAGAGUAAGAAAUGCUUAUGAACUUGCCGAGACGCCAGUAACUGACCGCCUUGCACAUGUCUUGUUCCCGUUGUGUGCCUUGUGCCAGGAGUUCAGAGAGCUUAAAAAUCAAGGCUAUGAUCCAUUUCUAGGAUACAAUGGGGUGGUUGCCAAAAUUCAAGAGCAGAUGCAGCAACAGUCGAAUAAUGCCAUUCCUCCAACAAGUCAAAUGAUGAUGAGAUGA
This is a messenger RNA of Vitis vinifera (wine grape), 1026 nucleotides long. RefSeq names its product proline-rich receptor-like protein kinase PERK10. The coding region runs from base 1 to 1026 and encodes 341 amino acids. The record is from RefSeq and is a predicted model, not a curated record. The transcript has 4 exons. NCBI's taxonomy places the organism in Eukaryota, Viridiplantae, Streptophyta, Magnoliopsida, Vitales, Vitaceae.